AUGAGAAAGGAAUAUGCUUCUUGCUUCUUGAAUCCUGUGAUUAGUAACCAUGUAUUAAUGUUCAGGAUUCUGCUUACUUCCGGUAUCAUAGAAAAAUCUAGAAAUGAUAUGGAGGAAUCGGUGAAAUUGUCUAUAGAAUCAAGGAAUAUUGGUGAAAAACACAGGGCCAUACUGCAUAUUGAUUUAGAAAAUGAAGAAAAGGCACAAAUAAUUUGCAGAACCUUAGCAGUGGACAAAGAACCAUCGAGGAGUACAGCCAAACGCACAUAUACCGUACGAGGGCAUCAUUUGGUUGUUGAGAUCGUGAGUUUGGAUGCUAAAUAUCUUCAGAAGUCGAUCGACAAUUUGUUCGACAUGUGCUAUUUAGCUAAACAGACAAUUGAGGAAGUUACAAGAUAUGACUUAAAAAUGUCUAAUAAUGCUACUACAUCUCUUGACAGAAGUGAGAAAAGCAGAGUUAAUAAUCCGUCGUGA
Acanthocheilonema viteae is the source of this 474-nucleotide messenger RNA. The record is from the annotation of a GenBank genome assembly. Lineage: Eukaryota; Metazoa; Nematoda; Chromadorea; Rhabditida; Onchocercidae.